Molecule: messenger RNA, 1871 nt
Organism: Erigeron canadensis
Lineage: Eukaryota; Viridiplantae; Streptophyta; Magnoliopsida; Asterales; Asteraceae
Product: serine/threonine protein phosphatase 2A 57 kDa regulatory subunit B' kappa isoform-like
Exons: 3
Coding region: 73-1653 (526 amino acids)
Biological process (GO): signal transduction
Cellular component (GO): protein phosphatase type 2A complex
Molecular function (GO): protein phosphatase regulator activity
Source: RefSeq, a predicted model, not a curated record
UCUCUCUUCCAUCUUUCUCUCUCUCAUUUGCAUGUCUUCUUCACUUUGAUUCUCACUCUCUCUCUAAAACCCAUGUCCAUUUUUGUCCCAGAAAGCCCAGGCUUAUUGUUGGCUGCAAAUUCAUCUAUUUCCACUAUGCUUAAGCAGAUUCUUGCAAAACUCCCUCGAAAAUCGUCAAAAUCCAAUCCAAAUUAUUCCGACGAAAGUAAAGGAACCACUGAUUUGAACAACAAUGGUAGCUUUACAAACACUUGUAAUGUUAUUUCAAGUCGGUUAAACGUUGUGAAAAAGAUGUCAUCGUCUAUUUUCCCUACGUCUAAUGGUGAGAUGAUCCAGCCUCAUUUGCCAUUUAAAGAUGUCCAAAACUCAGAAAAGGCAAGGCUUUUGAUCAGUAAAUUGAAUCUUUGCUCGAUUAUAUAUGAUUUUAAUGAUCAUGAUAAAGAUAACGUCGAGAAAGAUCUAAAACGCCAAGUUUUAGUCGAGAUUCUUGAUUUCCUAGUUUCUGAAUCCAUAAAACUCAGUGAACCUGCCAUGUCUGCGAUUUGUAAAAUGUGCGGAGACAAUAUGUUCCGUGAGUUUCCUCCAAAAUACUCCAAUUCAUCACGUGGUGAAAUGGAAGAUGAAGAUCCUUGGUUUGAUCCAGCCUGGUCACAUCUACAACUUGUUUAUGAAAUACUCCUUAGAUUUGUUAGUUUAAGCUCCGUUGAUCCAAAAGUUGCUAAACAAUAUAUCGAUCACCCGUUCUUGUUGAGAUUACUCAAUCUCUUUGAUUCCGAGGAUCCACGAGAACGUGACUGUUUGAAAUCGGUAUUACAUAGAAUUUAUGGUAAAUUCAUGGUUCAUAGGCCGUUUAUUCGAAUGUCUGUCAGCAAUAUUAUCUACCGCUUUGUGUUUGAAACUGAAAAACACAAUGGCAUUGCUGAAUUAUUAGAGAUUUUUGGUAGUGUGAUUAGCGGAUUCGCAUUGCCGUUAAAGAAAGAACACAAAAUGUUCUUGUCACGGGUUCUGAUUCCUCUACAUAAACCAAAAUCCAUUGGUAAUUAUCAUCAUCAGCUGACGUAUUGUAUUGUUCAGUUUGUAGAGAAAGAACCAAAACUUAUGAGUGUUGUGAUAAACGGACUGUUAAAAUAUUGGCCUGUGACAAGUAGUCAGAAGCAGUUGAUGUUCUUGAGUGAGUUGGAAGAGUUACUUGAGUUGAUCCGUUCAGAUGAGUUCGAGAAGAUUAUGGUUGAGUUGUUUCGUCGUCUUAGUUGUUGUCUUGAGAGCUACCAUUUUCAGGUGGCUGAACGAGCACACUUCUUGUUGAACAAUGAACACAUACGCCAUCUUAUAAUCUCUAACAGGCAAGUGAUCAUGCCUAUAGUAUUCUCGUCAUUACAACGCAACUCCAAGAACCAUUGGAACCGCACAGUACUGAAUCAAACACAAAAUGUCAUGAAGAUAUUUCAUGAAAUGGAUGAGGCGUUGGUGCUUUCGUGUCAAAGCAAGUACGAUGAGGACAAAUCAGCCAUCACUGUGGUAGCUGAGAGACGGCAAUUAACAUGGGAGCACCUUGAAAAUGUUGCCAGCGGUAGUGUUGGUGGUUUCCAACCUAUAGUUGGAAACAUUUCUGUUUUAGAGAAAACCGCCACUGCUACGUGUGUUGUCUCUUGAUAGUGAAGUACUGAGCACUUAGUUAACAGUUUUCUGUAUUAUCUCGAAAGAGAUCUCACCAAGUGUCCUGAGAUCUCCAAUGUUACGGUUUUUUAUUGCAAGAGAUCUCAACCAAGUGUCAUGAGAAGCUCCAAUGUUUGAUAUUGUUUUUGUAGUUUGAGAGUGUUAUUGCUCUCAACUCAACAAUGGUGUUAUGUAUAUCAGUGGUCUUGUGUCAA